Molecule: messenger RNA, 2681 nt
Organism: Tuber aestivum (summer truffle)
Lineage: Eukaryota; Fungi; Ascomycota; Pezizomycetes; Pezizales; Tuberaceae
Source: the annotation of a GenBank genome assembly
AUGCCGGCACCGAAUCCAACCCUUACAUCCGAGCUCUCGGCAGCUAAAUCAAUAAUCCUCGCCGUUCACUAUGCCUCCUCCGCCGAGCUCAAAUCCCUCCGAAGUUUGUUCUCCCUUCGCUCAUCCACGUUCCCUAAAGAGAUGCAAUUGCGUGUGCUUCUGUGCCUACCAGAAACGAUGAAGCCAGAUCUGUACGUACCCUUAAUCAAGGGCGAGCCUGGGGAGACUGUUACGGAGGUGGAUACCGCCGCCGUAUCGAAGAUCUCGGAAAAGAGAGCGAACAAGCGGGUGAAAGAGCUGCCGGCGCUCGCACUACAGACAGGGGGGGUGAGCGACGAGGACAUGUUAUUGUCAUACUUGGUCUGUCGGGCACGGAAUAUCGAUCGGGAAACGGGUGCGCUAUCGAUCGUUAUCGAGCUAUUGUCACCCUUUGUUGGCAUGGUUACGGGCGUAGACAAGUACCUGGGGGGUAUCGUUGAUAUUUUGGCGAGACUGACGUAUGAAUACGCAAGUGAAGAUGUAGGAGUGGGGGAGGAGGCCGGGGAUGAGAGUGGAAAGUUGGAGGUCUUUGAAGAGUUGGAGGCGCGGGUUGGGAUUAAGUUGCUGCUGGAUCGAUGUGGAGGUCGUCAGGUUAUUGUUGAUGAUUUGAGGAGACUUGUGGGGCCUUAUUUAGGUGCUAAAAGGAACAAUCGUGAGGGGUGGGAGGUUGUUUGGGAGUGGCUGAAGUGUAAAAUUGCUGAUGGGAACUGGGGGGACUUUGUCGAGGUUGUUACGAAGUGGAAUGGACCAGUGGGAGACCUAGGAUUGGAAGAAGAGUAUGCUAGGCUUUCAAUCGCUGGCUGCUAUGUGUGUCAGGAAACAGGGCAAUCGACGUGGGAGGGGAUGCGUGCGAUUCAUCGAAGGUGCUCAAAGUACGCUAGUGAGAGGCAGGGGUCCAAGGGCCAGAAGCUUCCGGGGAAACUUGGGGAUCCGUUCGACAAGGGGAAUCCAUUGGCGGCCCCAAAUGAAGAAUCUCUGCGGCUUCUGGGCUUGUUGAUAACAUCUGCUGGGGUCUUAUCGGCUCCCCUGGCGAACGUUGCGGAAAUCAGGUUGGGGGGUUCCCACGGGGACCAGGAAGCGUUGCUCGUGAAACAUGUACGGAAUGGCCCUAACUGGGCCAAACAGAGCGAUGAAGAAUGGAGAAGAACGAGGGAUGGCGUUAAAUGGCUGCAGACAAAGGCGAAGGUUUUUGGCACGUUAACAGUUGAAGAGGUAGAGAAGGUUUUACUUAGCGCAAUGCUGGCGGCUGCAAAGUUUGGCUUGGUUAAGGAGAUUUAUGUUAAUGGACAGAAUGGAAGUCUCGGAAAGGACGAUGUAGAGACAGGAAUUCUGGAUGCCUUCCAAGGGUUUUACGAUAAUGCGAGCAAUGGAAAUAAGACUCGGGGGAGCAUGAAGAACGCCCUUGGCGUGUAUGUUUCUAUUUCCCCUCUGUUGUGUUUUGUGGGUUAGACUAAUGCUGUUAGUCUUCAAAUAUUAUACCCUCAUAUAUCCAAAUCGACAGCUCUUGAGUGUGCAUAUCGGUUGACCGACGCAACACAUGCACUAUCCCACUACUCAUUGACACUCACACCCGGUGUCCCCUUACUACCAGUGCAAAUCCGGAUUCACAGUAAUCCAAUUUCACUAGUCGCUCGCCUCCUGGACUCAAACCCGGGGAGUUUCGCCCAGGCAGAAGCCCUUAUAGCAAUAGCCCGGAACCUCUGCUUCGGCACUACUGGCAAUGACGGCGGCAGGAAAACCGACGCCCGGGUAAUAGGAAUGUGCAUCGAAGCCGCGCUUUCCGAGGGCGACUUCGAGACAGCGUAUUCCCUCGGGAUGAACCGUCUUGUAACCAUGAUCGCUGAAAACGAGCAGAGUGUGGACGAAGAUGUUGCGGACAUGAUUUGGAGAGCGUGUUUCCAGGCUGGGAGAUAUAGAUCUCCGUACGCAGCUCUAGUCGGUGAGACGGCGGCCUUUGGCGGGAAGGCUCUCAGAACAGUAGAAAUGAGGAUGGAACUUCUCGCCCAGGCGUUGCGUUUCUGCCCCCCGUCCGCACUAGCAGAGGUCCUUGCCUCGUGGCGUAGAUGCGAAGAAGAGAUGCUGGCUGGCUUAAAAGAGGAAGAGGAAGAGGAAGAGAAGCGGGAAGCAUACUGGAGUAAUAAUAAUAGUGGGGAAGCCACCAGCACUGCCACCUCCGUGUCCAUGAGGAAAGACGACGAAACGCCAAUGGGAUUAUUCGCUGUUGCGGCCGGUGCCGCAAAGGCUCUUCGGGGGACAGCGUUUCCAUUGUCCACCUCUCGUGAGAAUAUCGUCCCCGCCGGGGAUGACGCAACAGUGGCAGCAGCAGCGACGGAAGACCAGAAGACCAGGAAGAGGGAUAUGGUCUCUGGGAUGGUGACUAGUGGGCUCGCGAGUGGGUUGGGAUGGGUGCUUGGUGCUCAGCCGAACGUGAAUCGGGGCUAAGUUGGUCUUGCGGUGGCGGCGGUUUCUAAAGUAGGAUGGUAGAAUGGGGCAUUUGCAUGCUUAGCGGUGUUUUUGAUUACUUGAUCGUUAGUAUGAGCGUCGGCUUUGGGCUGGAGUUUGAAAAGUUUGUCUGUAUAAUACAAGUAAGUUAGGUGUACGCAUAUGGUAAUUGUAGCGACGGUUUUGAGGAGGGUAAUUGA